CUUUGGGUCUUUGGCGUAGAGGGAGUCGAGGGCGGUCCAUAGGUUGGUGGCGCCUUCGCGGAAAUCGUCGGGUGAGGGCAUGGGUAGGGUUUGAGGUGAUUGUUGCGUUUUGCGGUUGUACGGUUGUGUAUGAGUGGUAGGAAGGUUGGACUUUGUCGGUUUUUCGCGUGGGCACUUGUAAACGCGUCAAAGCAACACGACCCGUCUUCUCAGCACCCUCUCUGACAGUUUUUUUCUUCAGGUUUUGGUUGCGGUAUCGGAAUCCUCACCGACCCACGUGGAGGAAUGCUCGUCUCCCCGCGUGGGCGACGACCAACGAAGGGGGGUAGAACCCAUCGUGUGGCACGUGUACACGGUGAGUUUGCGAACCGUUUGCGGCAUUGUAGGAGGAGUAAGGAGAGGAGUAUGAGGCUGGCUGAAAAGGCCCAAGUUCGCUGCGUUUCGGGUCGUCCGGCCCGCCGGCCCGGGGCGAAUCGGAUUCGACUUCGCGGAUCUGGUCCCGUGUCACCUCCGCUACGGAGGCGCCGAAGAACGGAUGCCGUGUCCUACGGAAGGCGAACGAUACUGGCGGGUCUCGUGGGGCUCGCUACGUCGCCGGCCUUGGGCAAGCCGGGUUCGUUCUCGGGGGUCUGGAUCAUCUCCUCGUCGGGACAAGCCUCCUUUCGGUACAGUAAGGGCGAAGUGAGGGACGCCGACUCCGCCGAAGUGAAGGUCUCUGGCCGAGGCUACUAUGACGACAACUACGGAGGCCACGGCGGGGGUUACGGCGGACUGUAUUAGGCCUCAUCCCUCUCAGGCCCUUUGGCUAAGAUGUAGCUUACAUUGACGUAAUUCACCUCUCCCCAAGGGUUUGCCGUGACAAGAAA
Messenger RNA from Fimicolochytrium jonesii, 866 nucleotides. RefSeq lists its product as uncharacterized. The transcript has 2 exons. The record is from RefSeq and is a predicted model, not a curated record. Bases 286 to 780 code for a protein of 164 amino acids. Lineage: Eukaryota; Fungi; Chytridiomycota; Chytridiomycetes; Spizellomycetales; Powellomycetaceae.